AUGGCUAGAAUAUCAUUACAUUCAAAUAACUCUGUUAUCUCUUACUUUGGAGAUACAGAAAAUAACGUCACACUGUCCAUGUACGACCAUGAACCUUCUCCAAGAUCUGAGGAACUGAGGAUUUUAAGGACGCUUCACUGGAUCUUCAGCUCCAUUAUUGGCGUCAUUUUUGUUGCUCUGGGAAUCACCGGGAAUACUCUUUCGUUCAUUGUUUGGAGGAAGAGAUCAUUACAAUCGUCCACAGGACACUAUUUGACCUUUUUGUCCUUUGUCGACAUGUUCGUUCUAAUUCUCUACUUUCUGGUGGAGAGCCUCCCUCAGAUUGAGCCUCUUCUUCGGUUUUCCCCUAAUUAUGGCGCUUUCUACUCCUAUGUCGGUUACCCUUGUUUCCAUUUUGCCUCCAUGGUCAGUCUCUGGUUUAUGUUUGGAGCCACCUUUGAUCGGUAUAUCCAUGUAUGCUGUCCAUCAAAAGCCAAGCUUUGGUGCAAGAAAAGAAAAGUCAAUUUAAUUCUUUGCCUGACAUCAGGAAUUUGCUUCUUUUUCACCAUUCCUCAUUUCCUGACUUAUGUUCCUAACGAGGAGUCGUUUUAUUCCUUUGUCUACACGGAAUUUGGAAACAGUGACAUGAAGAAGAAAUACAUCUUUUGGGUAUUCUGCUUCCUCCUCAUGAACUUAGCUUGGUAUCCGCCGAUGUUCAUGAACUUCCGAAUGGUUCGACACUUGAAGACAACCAAGAUUUCGAAGCCACAGGCCAAGCUAACACGCAUGCUUCUGUACGUGUCGUUUGCCUCGCUCCUGUUUCUGACGCUAGGAUGUUCCCCACAAUGUUACUUGAUGUUUUUCAGGAUGAAUGACAUUGCCAUCUUUGAGGAAGCGUGGUCCUUGACAUUACUCGUAGUUGUGAUCCGCUCUUCCGUCAACAUCGUUUUCUACGCACUGUUUUAUGAUCGAUUCUGUAGGGAACUCAAAAAGGUGUUUGGAUGGCUGCACGAACAGGUGUUCGAAGAUGAUGUCACGUCACAUGAAGAAUCUACCGAGUGA
Messenger RNA from Saccostrea echinata, 1041 nucleotides. RefSeq names its product FMRFamide peptide receptor frpr-18-like. Gene Ontology annotation, cellular component: membrane. Gene Ontology annotation, molecular function: G protein-coupled receptor activity. The transcript has 3 exons. The record is from RefSeq and is a predicted model, not a curated record. Gene Ontology annotation, biological process: G protein-coupled receptor signaling pathway. NCBI's taxonomy places the organism in Eukaryota, Metazoa, Mollusca, Bivalvia, Ostreida, Ostreidae. The coding region runs from base 1 to 1041 and encodes 346 amino acids.